Messenger RNA from Aureobasidium melanogenum CBS 110374, 1863 nucleotides. RefSeq lists its product as uncharacterized. The record is from RefSeq and is a predicted model, not a curated record. Gene Ontology annotation, biological process: regulation of DNA-templated transcription. The transcript has 2 exons. Lineage: Eukaryota; Fungi; Ascomycota; Dothideomycetes; Dothideales; Saccotheciaceae. The coding region runs from base 1 to 1863 and encodes 620 amino acids. Gene Ontology annotation, molecular function: DNA-binding transcription factor activity, RNA polymerase II-specific; zinc ion binding.
AUGUCUCCAGAUGAUGAGUCGAAUCAUGUACCGAAGCGCAGAAAAGUUCGCAAGGGUACGCAGAGCUGUUGGGAGUGUAAACGACGCAAGGUCCGAUGUGUUUCGACCGAAGAUAUCUGCCACAAUUGCAGACGUCGCGGCACUGCUUGUAUAAGCCAGGAACUACCAGAUGUUUCGAUACCCAUUACUCCGAGCUCAGCAGAGGAAGGCGCGUGGGUACGUAUGGCCAUCCACCCAUCGAACUUGUCGAGUAUAUAUCUGACCAAGAAGCCUGGGACCAAUCUUCGUAACCUGAGCCACCUCCUCAGAUCGACGUGGCCCACCCAACACGAACUCGAUCAGAUUCUAGCCUUGCCAAUCGGUCUAUCAGUGCAAUACCAUAGCGAGGUUUGUAAUUUUUACAAUAAUCCAGCCAGUCAAAGCCUACCUUCAACGAGAGACAUGUUACAACUCCCACCGAUCGGCUCGCACCCUGUGCUCAUCGCACGAAAGCUAUUGUUGCUAGGCAAUUACUUACAAGGCGUUGUUCUUCCCAGUGACCAAGCAUCACAAAAACACGAACCGUGGUACCAUAAUAUCAUGUUUCGUGUCAUGGAUGCUGCCAUCAAGGUCACGAAGAACGAAGAUCUAGUCAGUUCUGUUGAAGGAAUCGAGUGCAUCAUGCUAGAGGCCACGUAUCAGAACUAUGUUGGAAAUCUUCAUCAAGCCUGGAUGGCAGUGCGAAGAGCAACCACGAUUGCGCAAGUGCUGGGACUGCAUCGCGGCAACAGCUCACCAAACUUGAAGUUCCUCGAGACCAUGAAACGACCACUGUUCGACAGUGAACAGACUUGCUUGCAAAUAGUUCGGAUGGAGUGUUACCUCGGACUCAUCUUGGGUUUACCAAGGAGCAGCCUCGAAGCACCACCACCCAAACCUGAAGGACUAGGGACAUGCGAGCAUCUGCAGUACAGCCACCUCAUUGUAGCUGACCGUAUUCUGAAGCGGUCGACUCCUCCCAGCCUCUUGGAGAUCCAAGAGUUGGAUUCGCUCUUGGAGAGGGCAGCGGCCAACAUAUCGCCUCAGUGGUGGUUGGUACCUGAUUUGUCUACAAGCAAUAGGACUGGCAACGAGAUCUUUCGGGAUAUAAAUCGUCUCAACGACCAGUUCGCGCAUUUCCACUUGUUGAUCAGAGUGCAUCUACCACAUCUGAUGCAGAGGACAUGCGAGAGAACGUACGACUACAGCAAAAUGACAGCGUUGAACGCUAGCCGCGAGACGCUGAUUCGUUACGUUGCGUUCCGCGACAGGAAUGCGGCGGCUUUCUAUUGCCGUGGCACCGACUUUAUCUGUUUCGCGGCAGCGACGGUAUUGAGCCUCGGGCAUAUCGAAUGUUCAAGAUUGAGACGGACAGGCGAUGUCGACAAGGCGUUCGGGCUUCUCGUUCACUCACGUCCGAGCGACCGAGGGCUUUUGGAGCGAACGCUGGAGGUUGUUCGAGGCACGUCUCAGGGCGACGAUGAUAGUAUUACACGGCAGAUAGUGUUUGUGCUUUCGCAGCUCUUGAGGAUAGAAGGAAGGGCGGCGAGCGGAGUACGGUACCGUGUUUGGGCGAGCGAGGACGACGAUGGGCAGGCGGCGUAUCACAGCGAAGCGAGGGGUGAAGGAGAAUUGCGCCUUCAUAUUCCAGCGUUUGGCAAGAUUGACUUUGGUGUCGAGGGGUCUGCGGUCAUGGUGUCCCAAGAGGCUGACCUGCUCGAUGUAGAUGUUUACGGCGUGACUGUCGAUGGAGAAGUCGCUGACGGUGAGUGGGACAUGCAAGGCAUUGAUCUGGCGCUGUUUGAGGAUCUGUUUGGUGGCAGCGAGCCAAAUCUCAUCGGUUAG